UAGAGAGAGAAAUUGUUUGUUAUAGUAUUUUAGUAAUAAUGAAUGAUUUCUAAGUAGAGUUAAGUUAAAAUCACCACUUUAAAAUGGUUGAGAGAAUUUUUUAUCAAAAAUAUUUAUAAAGGGCGUUUUUCGCAACUGAUUAAUAAUUGAAGAGAGUUUUUUUGUAAUUCGUAAAAUAUCUCAAUACCCUACUUUUUAGAAAAAAAAAUUUACUUUUUCCUCCCUUCAAAGAUGAGCAUAAUUGCAUCCCUCUAUUUUUUUCCUUUCUUAUCCAAACGCCAUAAAGAAAUUAUAUUAUCCUCUAAUUUCAUUUUUUUUUUCUCAUAUUUUUUUUUUUUCUGAUUAUCGGUAAAGCUGUUUCGAGAACUUUCGCGCCCUGAUGAUCGACUACGGUGGAAAAAAAACUAGUUUCAUCCUACCAGUCUCCGUCUACUGGUCACGACGACACGUGUCUCAAUCAUACGGAGUAUUAGUUAGCCUUUUCUUUUUCCCUACGUCAGUUACAGGAUUAACCCUCCAUUAAUGUCAUAAAUAUUGUUUGUUGAAGACCUUAAUAUCACUUACCAGAAAAACAUUAUAUCACAAGAGCACACAGUCACACACCUUUCUCGCCAUUUCUACAACAAACAAGGAAUCAAUAAUCGGGUUUUUCUCUCUAAUCAGAAAUGGCGGAUUUAAACCGAAUCACAGUUCUUGUUACCGGAGCUGGCGGUAGAACUGGAGAAAUUGUUUAUAAGAAGUUGAAGGGGAUGUCAGAUCAGUUUGUUGGAAAAGGUUUGGUGAGAACAGUAGAGAGCAAGGAGAAAAUUGGUGGUGCUGAUGAUGUUGUUGUUGGAGAUAUAAGAGAUGCUGACAGCAUUGUUCCUGCAAUCCAAGGUAUUGAUGCUCUUAUAAUUCUCACGAGUGCUGUGCCAAAAAUGAAACCUGGGUUUGAUAUUACUAAAGGUGGAAGGCCUGAGUUCUUCUUUGAAGAUGGAGCUUAUCCUGAACAGGUUGAUUGGAUUGGGCAAAAGAAUCAAAUAGAUGCUGCUAAAGCUGCAGGAGUGAAGCAUAUUGUGUUGGUUGGGUCAAUGGGAGGAACAAACCCCAACCAUCCCUUGAACACCUUGGGGAAUGGAAAUAUAUUGAUUUGGAAAAGAAAGGCUGAACAGUACCUAGCUGAUUCUGGAAUCCCGUAUACAAUUAUACGAGCUGGAGGCUUGCAAGAUAAAGAAGGUGGUGUCCGGGAAUUACUUGUUGGAAAGGAUGAUGAGCUUCUUCAGACCGACACGAAAACCAUUGCCAGGGCUGAUGUUGCAGAAGUCUGCAUUCAGGCACUACAGUUUGAGGAGUCCAAGUUUAAGGCAUUUGAUCUGGCCUCAAAGCUCGAGGGAACUGGCACGCCAACGAAGGAUUUCAAGGCUAUCUUUUCCCAAAUCACGGCUCGAUUUUAAUGUUCAAUGGGCAGAAUUAUAUAUUUGCAUCGACCUUCAAAAGUUGGUUAUCUAGAACAUAGUUACUAAUUACCUUUGGAUCAUGAUACUGAAUUUUGAUCCAGGAAAGAACACUGAGAGCAAACCAAGGAUGUUAGCAGUUUGUGUAUGGGUUUGUGAAAGCCCAUGUGGUGUUAUUUUUAUGAGACUUUAGUGACACUGCCAAAUUAAAGUAAAAUCUAAGUUCCUUUUCCUAUUAGAUAA
This is a messenger RNA of Cornus florida, 1676 nucleotides long. RefSeq lists its product as uncharacterized. Lineage: Eukaryota; Viridiplantae; Streptophyta; Magnoliopsida; Cornales; Cornaceae. The transcript has 7 exons. The record is from RefSeq and is a predicted model, not a curated record. Gene Ontology annotation, molecular function: oxidoreductase activity. Bases 666 to 1433 code for a protein of 255 amino acids. Gene Ontology annotation, cellular component: chloroplast.